UUUAUUACAUGAGAGAUGGACACGAUAUUUGGUAGAAAUAAAGAAGAACAUCCAGAGCCCAUAAAAGCUGAGGUGCAAGGUCAGUUGCCCACUUGGUUGCAAGGGAUACUUCUCCGAAAUGGCCCAGGGAUACACACAAUAGGGGACACCAAGUAUAACCACUGGUUUGAUGGCUUGGCUCUGCUGCAUAGCUUUACAUUCAAAAAUGGUGAAGUUUACUACAGAAGUAAGUAUCUCCGAAGUGACACAUACAACUGCAAUAUAGAAGCAAACCGAAUCGUGGUGUCUGAGUUUGGAACUAUGGCUUAUCCAGAUCCAUGCAAAAACAUAUUUGCCAAGGCAUUCUCGUAUUUGUCUCACACCAUUCCUGAGUUCACAGACAACUGCCUGAUCAACAUUAUGAAAACUGGGGAUGAUUUUUAUGCUACCAGUGAGACUAACUUCAUCAGGAAAAUUAAUCCGCAGACUCUGGAGACGUUAGAGAAGGUUGACUACAGCAAAUACAUAGCUAUAAAUAUGGCAACUUCUCACCCGCACUAUGACAGUGCUGGAAAUACUCUCAACAUGGGUACUUCAAUAGUUGAUAAAGGGAAGACAAAAUACGUUCUAUUUAAGAUUCCUCCCUCUGUGCCAGAAAAAGAAAAGAAGAAAUCUUGUUUUAAACAUCUGGAAGUGAUGUGCUCCAUCCCUUCUCGCUCUCUGCUCCACCCAAGCUACUACCAUAGCUUUGGAAUCACAGAAAAUUACAUUGUCUUCAUAGAGCAGCCAUUCAAACUGGAUAUUGUCAAAAUGGCAACUGCUUACGUCCGCGGUGUGAACUGGGCUUCCUGCCUUGCCUAUCAUAAGGAAGAUAAGACUUGGUUUCACUUUGUAGACAAGAAGACUAAAAAAGAAGUAUCCACCAAGUUUUAUUCCGAUGCUAUGGUGUUUUUUCACCAUAUAAAUGCUUAUGAAGAGGAUGGCCACAUUAUUUUUGAUAUUAUUGCCUAUACAGACAAUAGCUUAUAUGAUAUGUUCUAUUUAAAAAACCUGAGUAAAGACUUUGAAGAGAACAAGCUUACCUCCAUACCAGCCUGCAAACGAUUUGUUGUUCCUCUGCAGUAUGACAAGGAUGCUGAAGUAGGUUCUAAUUUAGUCACACUUCCAUCUACUGCAACUGCUGUAAAAGAGAAAGAUGGCAGCAUCUAUUGCCAACCUGAAAUACUGUGUUCAGGGAUAGAACUGCCUCGCAUCAACUAUGACCAUAAUGGCAAAAAAUACAAGUACGUCUUUGCAACGGAAGUCCAGUGGAGUCCAGUUCCUACAAAGAUUGUAAAAUUUAAUACCCAGACAAAGGAAAUGCUCCACUGGGAAGAGGACCACUGCUGGCCAUCUGAGCCCAUUUUCGUUCCCAGCCCUGAUGCAAAAGAAGAGGAUGAUGGCAUUGUUCUGACCUGCAUUCUGAUGUCUGAUCCAAAGGAAGCACCCUUCCUACUUGUCUUGGAUGCCAAAACAUUCAAAGAAUUGGGCCGAGCCACAGUAGAUGUAGAAAUGCACCUGGACCUGCAUGGAAUGUUUAUACCACAGAAAGAUUUGAAGGCUGAGACUGAGUAAAAUGCUCUUUAUCCUAUUAUACAGACUGAGACAACCUUCUACUGAAUGUGGGAUAAUAUCAUUCAGGAACAACCUUAUCUUAUGACAAGAAAUGACUAAAUAUAAUAUCUUCAAUAACUAUAUAUAAUCUCUUAUAAGAGAUAGCAGUAACUUCCAUUACAAAUAAUUAUAUGCACAACUGGUACAUAACUAUUUCAAAAGAAGCAUGAUCAGUGUUAAGUGCUAAUGUUGUAUACAACUCAUGGGGCAGGGAAUAGGAGACAAAAGUAACAAGAAAUGUUUUAUUUGAGUAGAAUAUAGCUUUCUGAGCAAAUGAAGUACUGUCUUUACAGGGCGAUGCAUGGCAUGAGUCACAUAUGUCUGCAGGUCAUGUAACUUUCAUGGACUGUUUCAAGACUGCAGCUCAUGAUGAAAGUUGUCUCCUGCCAGAAAACCUCACAUUAAAUUCUCUGCUAUGAUACUAAUAAUUCAUGGCAAUGCAUUCUCUUGGUGCUUGAUUUCUUAAACUCCACCAUAACCAAAGUAUUACAUAGAGGUGCUACAAGUUUCUAAUUUAGACCCUAAAAAAACCUGCUUUGCUAAUAAUUUCAUGGUGUAUUUUCCCUUUCAUGUUGACAAAAACAAGUAACUUGAAAUAGAAUAUAU
Molecule: messenger RNA, 2238 nt
Organism: Gymnogyps californianus (California condor)
Lineage: Eukaryota; Metazoa; Chordata; Aves; Accipitriformes; Cathartidae
Gene: BCO1
Product: beta-carotene oxygenase 1
Exons: 11
Coding region: 16-1593 (525 amino acids)
Biological process (GO): retinal metabolic process; carotene catabolic process
Molecular function (GO): beta-carotene 15,15'-dioxygenase activity; carotenoid dioxygenase activity
Source: RefSeq, a predicted model, not a curated record